UAAAAUACACUGCAAGGAGAGUCUUGGAGAUAUUGUGAUGGUGAAAUUGGAACACACAGACUUUUGUUGGAAAUGCUGGUUCUGUUCCAAAGUAAUUGUAGAGGACUGUGCAGGAAGGAAGUCCUUCACGUUUCCUUGUCACACUUGGUUGACAAAUAAUACGACUGUUGAGCUGAGAGAGGGCACAGCAAAGAAACCCAAAGAAGAUGAACUGGACAUCUUGAAGCAGAACAGAAAGGGAGAGCUGGACAAUCGGAGGAAGAUUUUAAAAUGGGUGACCUAUGCAGAAGGAAUCCCAAGAUGUCUGGAUAUGAAGGACACAAGUGAAUUGCCGCUGGAUGUACAAUUUUCAUUCAUCAAAAACACAGAAUUUAAAUUGACAUACUUGAUAGGUGUGAGUGAACUAAAAAUAGAGAAGUAUUUACACUGGCAGACUCACUGGAGAUCUAUGGCAGACAUAGAGACUUUCUUCGGAGUAUACAAAACUGCAGCGUCAGAGUUGGUGAAAUCGAGAUGGGAAGAAGAUGUAUUUUUCGGCUUCCAGUUUCUGAACGGCUUCAACCCCAUUAUGAUCAAAAAGUGCAAAGAGAUCCCUUCAAACUUCCCAGUGACGGACAACAUGGUGUCUCCAUUCCUGGAACAAUCCAGUUCAUUGCAGAACGAAGUGCAGAAGGGGAACAUCUUUCUGGUGGACUAUCAGCUAUUGGACGAGAUUCCAGCCAAUGAAAUUAAUGGAGGACUUCAGUAUCUACCUGCCCCACUCUGUCUGCUGUACAGAGAUCCCAACAAUCAUCUGAAACCGAUUGCUAUCCAGUUGCAGCAGAAAGCACAUCCAGAAAACCUGAUUUUCCUGCCCAGUCACUCUGUAGACUGGCUGCUUGCAAAGAUCUACGUGCGCAGUGCAGAUUUCAACUACUUUGAGCUCAUUACUCACCUGCUGCGCACUCACCUGCUAGCUGAAGUGUUCUGCAUGGCAACACACAGAAAUCUGGCUUCUGUGCACCCGCUGUACAAGCUCCUGAUUCCUCACACAAAAUACACGCUGCAGAUCAAUAUCAUAGCAAGGAAUAACCUGCUGAAGAAAGGUGGGACUUUUGACCAGGCUUUCAGUAUUGGAGGAAAGGGACUUCAUAAACUGCUGCAGAAAGCUCACAGCUGUGUGACCUACAGCUCCCUCUGUCUGCCGGAGGAUAUUACAGCAAGAGGAGUAGAAGGCAUUCCCUGUUAUUACUACAUAGAGGACGGGAUGAAAGUGUGGAACACAAUCAACAGGUUUGUCGAGGCAAUGCUUAAGUAUUACUACCCGAGUGACAGAGAUGUGGUUGAAGACACAGAGCUGCAGGAUUGGGCAAAAGAAAUAUUUUCUAAUGGCUUUCUGAAUCGCAAAGAAUCAGGUAUCCCAGACUCCUUUAGUACAGUCAGUGAACUCAACAAGUUCCUCACAAUGAUUCUGUUUACCUGCUCAGCGCAGCACAAUGCAGUUAAUGCAGGUCAGUUUGAUUUUGCAGCUUGGAUGCCCAACGCCUCUCCCACCCUGCGGCGCCCCCCUCCCUCCAGUCUGGGGGAAACGACUGAACAAGACAUCCUGGAGAGCAUCGCUGAUGUUAACAGCACCAUUCAAAGCCUGGCAGUCGUCUGGUUGCUCAGCCACAAGUACCACGACUUUGUUAAACUGGGUGAUUACCCAGAGGAGCGAUUCACAGAGGAGACCCCAAAAAAGCUGAUUUCAAAAUUCCAGUCUGACUUGCAGCAAAUUGAUGAUGAGAUAGCGCUUCGCAAUAAAGGCCUAAAACCUGGAUAUCCUUACUUGAGACCAACACAAGUAGAGAACAGCGUUGCCGUCUGAGUGUUUAAACCUCAAAUAUCACAGCUAUUCUAUUGUAGCAUAACUGUAACUGCAAUUGUAAUGAAACAGCAAUCAGUGGUUCCAAAUCCUGGUCCUGGUCCUGG
Messenger RNA from Polyodon spathula (Mississippi paddlefish), 1950 nucleotides. Its product is annotated as polyunsaturated fatty acid lipoxygenase ALOX15B-like. NCBI's taxonomy places the organism in Eukaryota, Metazoa, Chordata, Actinopteri, Acipenseriformes, Polyodontidae. Gene Ontology annotation, biological process: lipid oxidation; linoleic acid metabolic process. Gene Ontology annotation, molecular function: iron ion binding; oxidoreductase activity, acting on single donors with incorporation of molecular oxygen, incorporation of two atoms of oxygen; protein binding. The record is from RefSeq and is a predicted model, not a curated record. The transcript is spliced from 13 exons. The coding region runs from base 38 to 1846 and encodes 602 amino acids.